Messenger RNA from Liolophura sinensis, 1796 nucleotides. Its product is annotated as sushi, von Willebrand factor type A, EGF and pentraxin domain-containing protein 1-like. The coding region runs from base 69 to 1796 and encodes 575 amino acids. The transcript is spliced from 11 exons. Lineage: Eukaryota; Metazoa; Mollusca; Polyplacophora; Chitonida; Chitonidae. The record is from RefSeq and is a predicted model, not a curated record.
GCAGUGGAGGCUGUUCUGCGAAUGCAUCAUGCGUUAAAUAUGGAUCCAGGGAGAGGUGUAUCUGUAAGAUGGGGUUUUAUGGAGAUGGCAAAACAUGCACAGAGGCCCUGUGCCCAGCACUGUCAUCCCCGGAGAAUGGUUUCAUCGAGCACAGUGACGGAAACAAGACUAACGAUGAGACACAUUUUGCUUGUAACCCAGGUUACAACAUUAAUGGUAGCGCCAUUUUGAAAUGUCGACACCCUCACAUGAGUCCCGCGGGAAAAUGGUCUGAUGCUGUUCCAACCUGUGAAAAUGCGUGCUCUUCACAGGGGUGUUCGGUUGGGUCGGUGUGUGUGACACAAGAAACUGGAAGCAAAUGUGUUUGUGAAGACGGUUAUGAAAUGUCGGGCAGCAAAUGCACUUUGGUCCGGUGUACAUCCUUGGAAGGUCCGACCAAUGGGUCUGCCACAAGCGCGGAACAAGGGUACGGUGCGGUGAUUAACUUCAGAUGUGACUUCGGAUUCCAUCAGCGAAAACCGACGUCAGUCGUUUGCUCCAAGAAUGGCACGUGGCUUGGCACCGUGCCAACGUGCGAACCCAUACCUUGCAACACCAGACUGUUACAUAAGCCAGAACACGGUGAAAUGAAUCAGACAGAAGAGUUGUCUGGGAUCGUGACAGUCACGUUUAGCUGUGACUAUGGUUUUCACUUGAUUGGACAAGACACUAUACUGUGUCUGACGAACGGACAGUGGACGGGAUCUGCUCCAAUCUGCCAAGCUUCAAGAUGUCCUCUCAUUGAUGGUAUCCGGCACGGAAAGGCGUCGUCCAAUGUGACCAAGCAAGGAGAAACUGUGACAUUCACUUGCGAUACCAGAUUUAACCUGGAAGGUCCGGGAACCGUUCAGUGUAAUGGCACAGGUCACUGGAACGACUCUCUGCCGUAUUGCAAACCAAUCAGGAACCUUUGGAACUGCAGCGAUAUUAAAGAUCUUGAGCUAAAGGGGCAGGGUGCUCGAGUGAAUUGCACUAAAAUGGAUUCAGUGUACAGCGAGUGCAGUAUCCAAUGUCAAGGUCACAACAGAACGUACCAGCCAAGUCGGUUUAACAAGCACAUCUGUGAUACAGAGGAGAGGUUCCCAGGUUGGCUUGUCUUCUCAAGUCUCGGCUCACGGGCAAUGGAACUAGGCUCUUGUGUGGAACCAGUGAAUCCCCUUAUGACGCUCUCCAUAGAGGGGCUUUUUGCUGAGGUGACUCUCCACGACAAAGACACAGAUCCCAAUGGCUGCUUGAGGAAUAUACUAGACAUUAUCUGUGGAAGUAAGUGCAAGGCCUCAGAAGUUCGACUGCAGACUCUAUCCCCUACUGGCGGACAUCGUGAAUUUAUGGAGAUACAGUUUACCUUAUCCCAGCCAACCCACACGGGCGGGGGAGUGACCGAUCAAGACAAAGUCGUGCAGGAAUGGAACAACACACUAAACCACAUGAAAGACGUUGUGAAUAACUUACAAAACAACAUGAGUACGGGCACCCCAUCAUCCUGUGAGAAUAACGCUUCGUUUGCCUGGCUGGAGAAUCAGAUCCUUGUUGGCACACAGGAGCUGGAUUGUCCAGCUGGAUACACGGCCGAGUAUCCUUUCUGCUAUCCAUGUCCAAGUGGGUCAUUUUACCACCGAGACAUGAGGCGCUGUGACCCAUGCCCUAUAGGUUUCUACCAGCCGAAUCAGUCCUCAAGCCACUGUAUUAAAUGCCCAGGGGGAACAACCACGGCCAGGGAAGGGACAAAAGCCUCGUCCGGUUGUCUAGGUAACUAA